Molecule: messenger RNA, 576 nt
Organism: Nelumbo nucifera (sacred lotus)
Lineage: Eukaryota; Viridiplantae; Streptophyta; Magnoliopsida; Proteales; Nelumbonaceae
Source: RefSeq, a predicted model, not a curated record
AUGGCACAAGGAAGCACCUCCUCUACAGCAACCACUGUAGCAUAUGGAUCAAUGAGUGCACCUAGUCCAUCAAACAUGGGCAACAUUGCACACCUUCUUCCCAUCAAGUUGAGCGGGAACAACUUUAAUCUAUGGAAGGCUCAGUUCAUGCCAAUUUUCAGACUUCACCAACUAUUGGGAUAUAUUGAUGAUACGAGUCCCUGUCCUCCUCAAUAUGUUAAGAACUCUGUCCCUGGAACUGAUACUGAAGACACAGUGAGUGUCAAUCCUGCUUAUAUUACUUGGCAAAAAAAUGAUCAAAUGAUAUUAAGUUGGAUCAUUGCCUCCCUCAUUGAAUCCACUAUGGCACAUGUUGUUAGUUGUUCUACAUCCUAUGAUGCGUGGCAGAAACUUACCCGGACAUAUUCCUCGUCCUCUCGUGUGAGAGUUCAACAAUUGAGACUUCAAUUAGAAAAUCUCAAGAGAGGAUCUACUAGUUGUACUGAGUACCUUCAAAAUGUGCGUAUCAUUGCUGAUAAUCUUGCAGCAAUAGACAAGCCAAUGUCUAAUGAAGAUCUCAUUUUGGCCGCUCUAUGA